Pelobates cultripes (western spadefoot toad) is the source of this 28567-nucleotide messenger RNA. The record is from the annotation of a GenBank genome assembly. NCBI's taxonomy places the organism in Eukaryota, Metazoa, Chordata, Amphibia, Anura, Pelobatidae.
GACCAAUCCGCGCGCUGCUUCCUAGGUGUGAGUGACAGACAGACAGACCGGCCGGUGCCUGGUCAUUGUGUGGCUGCUGUCAUCAUGUCGGCGCUGUCUGUGGAGAGUCAGAUAUUCUAUGCCGUGCUGCUCUUCUCAUGGCUGGUGUACGUGUGGGAGGCCUACCUGGCCGGCCGGCAGGUGAGCAGGGGAGACCCUGGCCGAGCGCGGCCUGCUAACUACAGGGAGGGGCGUGUUCCGUGUGAGGAACGGGCCAAACCAGCCAGUGGGUUUAUACAGUCACUGUAUGGAGGCAGGGGGCACAGCCCACAUAACAAUUAACCACUGUGGUACUAACGGCUGGCUGGCCGGCAGAGCAUCAUGGGAGUUGUAGUAACACAGCAGAAGGGGGUCUGCCUGUGGCCACAUAUGUUCUACCCUCAGUCUGGCUGGCUGUGUAUUGGAGGGUUAUUACAGUGUAAUUUAUCCUCCAUUGUAGACUCACAUGUUUCCUAAACUAGAUGUGAUCAGGGAUUAAAGGACCACUAUAGUGCCAGGAAAACAUACUCGUUUUCCUGGCACUAUAGUGCCCUGAGGGUGCCCCCACCCUCCGGGUCCCCCUCUCGCCCGGCUCUGGAAGGGGGAAAGGGGUUAAAACUUACCUUUUUCCAGCGCUGGGCGGAGAGCUCUCCUCCUCCGUUCCGCCCCGUCGGCUGGAUGCGCACGCGCGGCAGGAGCUGCGCGCGCAUUCAGCCGGUCGCAUAGGAAAGCAUUAUCAAUGCUUUCCUAUGGACGCUUGCGUGCUCUCACUGUGAAAAUCAGUGACAAGCACGUAAGCGCCUCUAGCGGCUGUCAAUGAGACAGCCACUAGAGGAUUUGGGGGAAGGCUUAACCCAUUCGUAAACAUAGCAGUUUCUCUGAAACUGUUUAUGAAAAAAUGGGGUAACCCUAGAAGGACCUGGCACCCAGACCACUUCAUUAAGCUGAAGUGGUCUGGGUGCCUAGAGUGGUCCUUUAAAGGACCACUAUAGUGCCCUGAGGGUGCCCCCAUCCUCAGGGUCCCCCUCCCGCCGGGCUCUAGGGUGAGGAAGGGGUUAAACUUGCCUCUUUCUCCAGCGCCGGGCGGGGAGCUCUCCUCCUCCUCGACUGAAUGCGCAUGCGCGGCAAGAGCCGCGCGCAUUCAGCCAGUCUCAUAGGAAAGCAUUCACAAUGCUUUCCUAUGGACGCUGGCGUCUUCUAACUUUGAAAAUCACAGUGAGAAGCACGCAAGCGCCUCUAGCGGCUGUCAAUGAGACAGCCACUAGUGGCUGGAUUAACCCUAAUGUAAACAUAGCAGUUUCUCUGAAACUGCUAUGUUUAUAGAACAAAGGGUUAACCCUAGAUGGACCUGGCACCCAGACCACUUCAUUAAGCUGAAGUGGUCUGGGUGCCUUGAGUGGUCCUUUAAAGAAAUGUUAGUGUGAAAGAGCAUCGUGUAAUUAUAUCAGCCAGAUGUUUUACAUGAUGCCAUUAGCAUGCAUUGAUUCUGUAGGGCUUUGAUCACUAAACACCACAUUAACCCCAUUAAGGACCAGACUUCUGGAAUAAAAGGGAAUCAUGAUAUGUCACACAUGUCAUGUGUCCGUAAGGGGUUAAAGGACCACUAUAGGCGCCCAGACCACUUCAGCUCAAUGAAGUGGUCUGGGUGCCAGGUCCAUCUAGGAUUAACCCUGCCUGCUCUGAAACUAUGUUUACAUUAGGGUUAAUCCAGCCUCUAGAGGCUGUCUCACUGACAGCCGCUAGAGAUGCUUCCGCACUUCUCACUGUGAUUUUCACAGUGAGAAGACGCCAGCGUCCAUAGGAAAGCAUUGAGAAUGCUUUCCUAUGGACUGACUGCGUGCGCGGCUCUUGCCACGCAUGCGCAUUCAGCUAAUGACGUCCAAAUGUGGAGAGUCCCCAGCGCCACGGGAGUGGGACCCUGGGGUGGGGGUUUGUUUCCUGGCACUAUAGUGGUCCUUUAAUAAAUGAAUUGAAAGCUGACUGAAGAAAUAAGACAGAAUUGACAGUUUUGAAAAAUUAUCCACAUUAGGUAUAGUCAGUGCUUGGCUGUAGAGUUCAUUUUUGUUUUAUGAAUAAAAGUAGAACAACUUUCUUGUAUAUUCCCGUCAAAGCUUUUACUAAGGUGAAUGCUGUGUGGGUAAGUAUUGGGAAAUAAAAACAUGGUAAAAGUGUAUUCUACUGUAUUUUUUUUGUAUUGCUAUUAUGGUGCGCACCCAUUGCAGAGCAUCCUCACUGGCCCAGACAGCACCCAUUGCAGAGCACCCUCACUGGCACAAAGCGCACCCUCACUGGUACAGACAGCACCUAGUGCAGGGCACCUUGAUGGGCAUAGUCAUCACCCAGUGCAAGGUAUUCCUGUGCACAGACAUUGCAGGGCACCCUCAUUGGCACACAGUACUUGGUGCAGGACAGCACCCAAUGAAGGGUAUUCCUUGGCAGAGCAGCGUUCAUUACAGGCACAUUGAUGGGCAUGCAAUGCAAGGUAUUCAUUUGAACACACAGCACUCAGUGUACUAUGCACAUACAGCACCCAAUGCAGGGCUCCCCAAUGGACCUGCAGCGCCCUCGGAGGACCGGAGCUCUUGCCCAUUAUUCUAGACAGGAUGUUUUUACCAGACACAAUGUUUUUACUUUAAUAAUGACUGUUAAUAAUAAAAUAAGCUAUUUGCUUUUAGUAAAAUUGAAAAACAACUAUUUUACCUGCAGCUCCAUUGUGUACUCCUCUCGCGAGCUUGGAACGUUGCCGUGGUUACCAUGGCAACACUCCACUCUUGCCACUCUCACCACUGGGACCACCAGGGAUUGUAAGCAAUGUUUCCCCCUCCCUCCUUGCUUGUUUUUUAAAACCGCUAGAAACUUUAUAUUUGCCUUGAUCUGCUUCCCUCCCUAUCACACACACAAUAACACCCUACACAUUCACACAUUGCCCCCCUCACACAAACACUUCUCCACACAUACAAUGCCCCUCAUACACACAAACUGCACUCAUCCCUUAAUCCCUAUCAGGGAGUGUAACGCCCUAUGUACCUGUGGUCAGGGAGGGGGAAAUAAAAUAAAACAUUUUUAAAUGUAAUAAUGAUAAAAAAAAUUUAUUUAUAAAAUACUCACUAACAAAAUACUCUCACUGCAUCCACUACACACAAACAUAAAAAAUACUGACUGGCAUGUAUAUUUUGUACAUUUACCUUUAAAGGAGCACUAUAGUGCCAGAAAAACAAACUUUUUUUUUUUUUUUCUGGCACAAUAGGGUCAUUAGGUCCCACCCCACCCUCAGGGUCCCCCUCCCGCUGGGCUGAAGGGGUUAAAACCCCUUCGGGCACUUAACUUUCUCAUGUGCCGGGCUCCCUCUGCUGGGUAGCUCUCCACCCCCUGCCGACGUCAGAUCCGCAUGUGCGGAAGUGCCUCUAGUGGCUGUCAGUGAGACAGCUACUAGAGGGUGGAUUAACCCUCAGUGAAACAUAGCAGUUUCUCUGAAACUGCUAUGUUUUCAGCUGCAGGGUUAAAACUAGAGGGACCUGGCACCCAGACCACUUCGUUGAGCUGAAGUUGUCUGGGUGCCUAUAGUGGUCCUUUUUAAUAAAAAUAAAAUAAAAAAAAUUGCAAAUAAAUAAACAUGUUCAGUUUACAGUAGAUUUGUGUAGAAAUGUUUUUUUUUUUUUUUCAAAACGGUAAAUGUACAGAAUAUCGGUAUCUGUAAAUUAUUGGCUAUCAGUCUGAAAGUUCCCAGAUUAUUGGUAUCGGCUCUAAAAAAAAAUCCAUAUCGUUCGAUCCCUAGUAGAAUAGAAACGUGUGACAUAGCAUUUGUUUUUGGACUUUGUACCUUAUAUGAUAUUCUUCCUAAGUCUAAAUAAAAAUAAAUGGGGGGCGGAUGAAACAAACAGUAUGUAUGAACCGCUAUAUAUUAUGCCAGUGUGACUGAAGUUUUUUCCCACAUCCCUGCACCUUUUUAGUGAAUACAAAGUAUUUAAACAGACCGCUUGGGCCAUAGCAUAUGUUAUAAUUUCAAUGUGCCACUUACACAAAUAUACAGCAUAUUCUAUUGCGAAAAAUGUGAAACAUUAUUAGAAUUCUUAUUUAUAUCCCUAUUUCAGCGGAAGAUUUACCGUACCACAACACAUGUACCAGCAGAACUUGGAAAUAUCAUGGAUCCUGAAACAUUUGAAAAAUCUCGACUUUACCAGUUAGACAAAAGUACCUUCAGCUUUUGGUCAGGAUUGUACUCUGAAGCAGAAGGCACCGUAUGUAACACUAAGCAUGUCCUCCAGCACCCUAUUUUGUGUUUUUGUUUUUUUGUUUUUUUUUUAAUAAUGGACACUAUAGUCACCAAAACAAAUUUAGCUUAAAAGUUUUGGUGUAUAGAUCAUACCACUGCAGUCUUGAUGCUCAAUUCUUUGCCAUUAAGGAGUUAAAUCACUUUGUUUAUGCAGCCCUUGUCACAGCCCCUUGCAUGUGAAUUGCACAGUCUUCCUAAACACUUCCUGUAAAGAGCCAUCUAAUGUUUACACUUCCUUUAUUGCAAAUUCUGUUUAUUAUUAUUAUUAUUAUUAUUAUUGCCAUUUAUAUAGCGCCAACAGAUUCCGUAGCGCUUUACAAUGUUAUGAGAGGAGGGUUUAACUAUAAAUAGGACAAUUACAAAAAAACUUACAGGAAUGAUAGGUUGGAGAGGACCCUGCUCAAACAAGCUUACAUUCUAUAAUCUAUAUAUUAUGUGUGUGCAGAGAGUAAUUGUGGGGCCCGUGACAACCAUCAUGCUUGUCACCCCCUGAUGGCGGCCCUGUGUGAGAGAGAGGUUAAUCUGGGAGGCCAUAAGCUUUCAUAAAGAAAUGGGUUUUGAGGCACUUCUUAAAGGAUGUAAUGAUGGUGGUAGGCAGGCUAUUCCAUAGGAAGGGAGCCGACCAUGGGAAGUCCUGCAUGCGUUAGUUGGCUGUACGGGUGCGGACAACGGACCGGAGGUGGUCACGGGCAGAGUGGAGAGAUCGAGAAGGGACAUACAUAUGGAUCUGUGAAGAGAUAUAAGAGGGGCUAGAGUUGUUCAGUGCUUUAUAGGUGUGAAUUAGUACCUUGAAUUGACUCCUAUAGCAUACAGGAAGCCAAUGUAAGGCCUGACAGAGGGGUGAGGUGUGAGAGAACCGACUAGAGAGGAUAAUCAGUCUUGCAGUAGUGUUCAUUAUGGACUGUAGCGGUGCAGUAUGGAAUUUGGGAAGACCAAUCAGAGGGUUACAAUAAUCCAUGCGGGAAAUUACUAGAGCAUAGACAAGCUCCUUGGUAGCAUCUUGCGUAAGAAAGGGGCCGAUGCGGGCUAUGUUUUUAAGAUGGAAUCUACAGGAUUUGGCAACAUAUUGGAUGUGAGGCUCAUAGGUGAGGCCAGAAUCAAGUAUGACGCCAAGACAGCGUUCUUGCAAGGAUGGACUGGUGUGGGUACCACAAACUUGAAGGGAGAGCGAAAGAGGAGGAUCAGUAUUAGGAGGAGGAAAGACAAGGAGCUCAGUUUUAGAGAGAUUGAGUUUCAGAAAGCGGGACUACAUCCAGUCAGAGAUGGAAGAAAGGCAAGCAGUGACAUGUUGCAAGACUGCAGGGGAGGAGAGAUAUAUCUGGGUGUCAUCAGCGUACAGGUGGUAGUGGAAUCCAAAAGAGGCAAUAAGUUUGCCAAGAGAGGCAGUAUAAAGAGAAAAUAGAAGGGGACCAAGGACAGAGCCUUGGGGACUCCAACCGAGACAGGAGGAGGUAUCAUUAGAAAAGGAGACACUGAAUGAGCGUUGGGAGAGAUAAUAGGAAAGCCAUGAGAGGACAGUCACAGAGACCGAGCGAUUGAAGAGUUUGAAGAAGGAGAGCAUGAUCAAUGGUGUCAAAGGCAGCAGUGAGGUCAAGAAGAAUUAGUAUGGAGUAGUGGCCUUUGGAUGUGGCUGCGAUUAGGUCGUUAGUAAUUUUGAGCUCAGUCUCAGUAGAGUGGAGAGGGCGGAAGCAAGAUUGAAGAGGGUCAAGGAGAGAGUUGGAAUUGAGGAAGUGAGACAUACGGGUAAAGACAAGACUUUCCAGAAGCUUUGAGGAAAAGGGGAGCAGGGAUAUAGGACGAUAGUUAGAGGGGGAGGAUGGGUCAAGAGAUGUUUUUUUUUUUUUUUCAGGAUAGGUACUACAGUGGCAUGUUUAAGGUCAGCAGGGACAAUGCCAGAAGAGAGAGAGCAGUUGAAGAUGUGUGUUAGGGAAGGCACAAGACAAGUGGAGAGAGAUCUAAUAAGGUGAGAUGGGACAGGAUCGACCGGGCAAGUGGUGGGGCGAGAGAGAAAAAGAGCAGCCACCUCUUGUUCAGUAGCUGGGGCGAAUGUCUGAAAGGUAGGAAAGGCAUGAUCUAUGUGUGGUUGAGAAAGGGAACGGCAAGGAGGGGAGAAUUCUUUCCUUAGCUGUUUAAUCCUGUCGGUAAAGUAACAUGCAAAGCUAUCGGCAGUAAGGUUAGUUUGGGGGGUGGCCACAGCAAGGCGAAGAAGAGAAUUAAAGGUAUCAAAGAGACGCCUGGGAUUACGGGAGCAUGAACUAAUGAGAGAGGAAAAGUAGGACUGUUUGGCGAGGGCAAGGGCUGUGCUGUAUGAUCACAAUAUGAAUCUAUAAUGGAGAAAGUCUGACUGGGUGCGAGACUUCAUCAUUAUCACUUUCUCUGUUAAUUGCUUUCUAGAACCUGCAGGGUCUUCCUGUAUGUAAUUAAAGCUCAAUUUACAGAGCAGAAGAAAAAAUACUUUUAAAGUAAGCUACUAGUUGAUUGAAAGUGAAACAAUUUUUUUUUCAUGCAGGCUGUCUGUCACAGCCAGCGAAGGUGUGGUUAGGGCUGCAGAAACAAUAGUGGUUUAACUCCUUGAUGGCUGUGAAUUGAGCAGUGAGAUGACAAGGGCAUGAUCUAUUCAGCAAAGCUGCUUCCUUAAGCUAAAGUUGUUUGGUGACUAUAGUGUCCCUUAAGUAAACAAAAAAGCUAUAACCUAAUCUAAUAACAGGCAUGUAUUCCCCAUAUUCUUCACAUCAGUUGUCUUUUUGUUAAUUUUCUUUUUUUUUUAAUGGUUUUAUUUGUUCAGCCUCCAAUUUUUAUCUGUCUACCUCUCUGAUGCUAUCUGUUCACUCCUGUUGUAUGUCUUACUCUCCCUUGCUCUCACCAAGACGGGUGUAUUCAAUUUAAUGUGCCCUGCACUGUGAGUGGAGAGAAGGCAAGACAUGUUAAAUUUAUGCCUCCUCCACUCACAUCUACUGAGCUUUCCACGCUGAUAGACCAAGCACAGUAGAUUGAUACCGAUGGGGUAUUCAAUCUGGUGCACUACAAUACAAAGCUGGGAGGUGGGUGCUGUGUACAUCUACCUUCCAGCUGUAACUCAUUACUGUUAUAAAAAAUUUGAAACAACGGGUCAUGCUAUCUUGCUAUUUAAAACUGAAAGGGGCAGUACACCUAUGUAAUGGGGUUCCUUCACAGACCACAAAGAAGAAUAGAAAUAUACCAUAAAAGGUAUCGCCAAAUCAUUCUGUGCUUCCUUUCUCUUCUUUUUUUAUUGUAACCCAUUAGUGUUCCUGCCCAUUGGGUACCCAAUGUGGCUUACUCUUUUUGUGAGUCAGUGGAUUUGAUUUAAAUCACUAGUGAGUAAGAUUUCAUUUUAAAUCAUUUUUAAAUGUAAGAUGUUGGUUGUUAUAAUUUUUAUUUGCAACCAGAUGAGAAUUCCAUAUUUUUUAGGAACAUUACAGUGCCAGGAAUAAAAACAUGUAUUCCUGACACUAUAGUUCUAAAUGCGCUGUUUAGGCUACUAGCCACCCUUGCACCUGUUUAAAUAGGUGUACAGCUCACCUUAUUUCCAGUGUCAUGGUGGUCUCGACUGGCCCUGCUCCACCUUCUUGGCUGAGAUCAGCCAAUUGGGAAGCAAUUGCGCAUGCGCAGCAAAAUGCUGCACCGAUCAGCAUCUCCUAGAGAUGCAUUGAUUAAUGCAUAUAUUUGUGGCAAGCGUUCAGUGCUGCACAUUGUGACUGCCACUAGUGGUGUUUCUAGCCUAGGCAGUAAUGUAAACACUUUCUCUGAAAAGGCAAUGUUUACAUUAAAAAGCGUGCAGGAGCAUACUACGUACACCAGAUACAUUUAAAUACAUUUUUCAUCUAAAACCUUUUGUAGUAAAAUUACAUUUAAAUCAAAACACAUUCAUUUUUGUGUACAUUCUUUUCAAUCAACAGCAGAAACGUGUGUGUGUGUGUGUGUUUGAAAGGCUGAAUCUGAUGGACAUGUCUUAUUUAAGCAUAUAUUAAUGUAACUUAAAUUGCUCUUUGUGUUUCAUCUAGCUCAUCCUUGUGCUAGGAGGCAUUCCUUUCUUGUGGAACACUUCUGGACAGAUCCUGGCUCAGGCUGGCUUUGGUCCAGAAUAUGAGGUAGGUCUACAAACAGGAUUCCAUCAAAUAUUACAUCUAUCUAAGAUUUUGAAGCAUGCAACUUUAUUUUAAUUAUCAUCUCCAUCUUCUGCUGUUUUUUGUUUUAUUUAUUCUUGUAUCCUUUUAGUCCAUCAAAUAUUUUUUUUUUUUUUUUUAUCUCCCACAUUAGAUUAUUCACUCCUUGGUCUUCCUUCUUCUGGCAACUUUGUUCAGUGCCUUGACUGGUCUUCCAUGGAGCCUUUACAACACUUUUGUCAUAGAGGAGCGACACGGGUUCAACCAACAGGUAAGAUUUUCUUUUUGGUUUGACUUGUGCACCAUAGUGUUGUAAAAAUGUUGAGAUUGUGUUUGAUGUGUUAUUCUAUUGUAUUCCAUAGUGUGUAAUUUUUUAAUUUAUUUUUUGUAAAGCAUCAAGGUAAACUUUAACAGCAGGUGCACAUAAGCUGUUGUGGUUCUGGUGACUAGUGUCCCUUUAAAGCCACACAUUGCCUGGCACACUAUAAUAAGAAUGCAAUGUUUAGGCCGCAAUCAUUAUUUAUUAUUAUUAUUGCCAUUUAUAUAGCGCCAACAGAUUCCGUAGCGCUUUACAAUAUUAUGAGAGGGGGAUUUAACUAUAAAUAGGACAAUUACAAAUAAACUUACGGGAAAAAUAGUUUGAAGAGGACCCUGCUCAAUCGAGCUUACAUUCUAUGGGAGGUGGGGUGUAAAACACAUUAGGACAGGCUGUCUAUAUGUGACAUUAUCAUUUUUUCUUAAUUUUGUACACUUAAUGUGAUGCCUACCACUCUCUGUGGGUUUUUGUACUAACAGAAGCGGCCCUGCGGGGAGACGAAGCUCCAUAAACCAAGGUGAUUGAAGUACACUCAUUCACCUUUCUAUUGUAGACUGCAGAACAUAUGGUCCAGUAAAGCUAGAGUAAUUGCUAGAAUGCUGUUUUUUAACCAAAGAGGUGUUUGUUUGUGGAGCUACUAUAUUUGGUAAAUGGAAAUGCAUUGAAAGAUUCCUAUAUCUGAGAUAAUGCUGCAGAGGAGUUAGUGUGGUGAUGCUAGACAUAUUUAGACCGUCUGGGUUCUGCAAGGCUAGUUUUGCAAACUCCAGGCUUGAAAUAAGUCGUUCUUAAGGUUCUUAUGAAAUAAAUCCGAUAAUCGUUUACAUCUGGAGUAAAUUUCAGUCAUGGUGAUGGAGGGGAUUAUCCCUUCUUCUCACUAUUAUUCACUUUCUGAAGUAAUUACAGAGUUUUAAGAAUAUGUGACACCUGGAUGGAAUUGUCCUUUGGCACCCACUGCUAUUUUUAAAAUUUAAAGAUGACACUAAAAGCAUCAUAGCUAUUAGGGCUUAUUGGGGGGAUCUGGUGUGCCCAGAUCAGCACAGUGAAAUAACCAAUCAAAAAAUCAAGGGUAAACAAGUGAAAAGUGUUUUGGCUCCCACUGGAAAAGUUAGUCAUUGUAGAUUCUUAAAAUCUUUUCAGAUUUGUAUUUUAUUAUUUCUUCAAUAUGUGGUCAGGGGUACAGAAGGAAAAAGGGUAUGUUAGCGGGGGGAUACAAGGUUUCAGCAUUUGACAUAACCAUCACAUCCACAGAAUUUUGCGGAACCUGAGGGAAUACAUGGGGGGAUUGGUACAUGCAUGCAUUUCGUCAUAGUAAAUUAGGUAUACGCGUAAGCUGUUUAAUUGUUAGAUUGUGUACACUGUCGCCUAAGCGUCCAUGUGGUCUGGCUCUUAAGUGAGAGCCGUGCCAGGGAAUCCUCCCGUAACCAAGUUUGUGUGCAUGAGUGGUCUGCUGAGCCAACGUAGUUAUUAUUGUAGGCUGUACAGCCUGUGGUGGUUCUUGCGCUAAUUAGUCCCAGGUAUGCGGGUUAGGAAGUGCCGGAGUUAUGCCUCAUUUUUGAUGAGUACGUUGGUGUAUAAGUGGGUAGCCCCAGUGAUAGGGCGAAAACUUGGUAGGGGAUGGGGGGGGGCUGGUUAAGCACGGGGGGGGUGAGGGAGGGGAAGGGGAGUGGUAGAGAGUACUGGUGGAGUGUGGUACAAGCAUUGUUUGUGUACUGUAUGAGUCUUGCCCUCAUCGGAGAACAGGGUCUUGCCUGGGUACGCCUCCCUUUUUGUCCACCGCCCCCUCCCAGUCUCCCCAGCCCAUAUCAAAUGCAAGUUUUUUUUGUGGGGAUAUUAUUGCCAUUCUUUCAUAGAUUUUGUAUUGAGUGAGUUUGGUUUGGAGUUGGGCUAAGGACGGGCAGGUCUGUGAUUUCCAAUGUAGUGCUAGCAAGUUCCUUGCCGCCAGUAUUGUAAGGGCUGCAAUCUGUUUUUGUGUUAGGGUGAGGUUGGCUGGGAGUAGGAGCAGGAGGCACGAGGUUUUUGACAGUUGGAAUUUAGGGAUGUGAAGUUGGUCUAGUGUCAUUGAUACGGCGGUCCAAAGUGGUUGGAUACUACCGCAAGACCACCACAGAUGCUCCAAGGUCCCUGUAGUUGCGUUGCACCUCCAGCAAGUUUUGGGCGUAUUGGGGUAUAUGCGGUGGAGUCUCUGUGGAGUCAUGUACCAACGGUAGAGGAGUUUUUUGUGGGCCUCAAUGUGCAUGUAGCACUUUGUCCAUUUAGAGAGACCGUUGAGGGCGCGUAGCCAGUCGCAGUCCGUCAGUGCUAUCCCGCAGUCUGUCUCCCAGUGGAGUUUGUAGGGGUGCGAUGUGGGUGUUGAGAGUUCCUGCCAUGCCUUGUAACAUAGCGUGAGUGUUUUGGGUUUUGUGGGUGUUGCCCAGCAUCUAUCUAGGAGUAAGUGAGAGGUGAGUCUAGUCGCGACUGGUAAUGUAUGUAUUGGAGGUGUGUGUGCUUGUAUCACACUUUUUAGUUGUAGGUAGGAAAAGAUAGCUCUGUUUGGGAGUUGCCACUGCGUUUGUAGGACUGGGAAUGGUAAUAUGCCUUUGGCGUCUAAGAGCUGUGAUAUUGUUGCCACUCCCGCCGUGUUCCAGUCCUUUAAGGGGAAUGUUGGGUACUAUUGUUCUCAAGACUGAGAUUGGGGAUUUGGCGUGUAGUGUGUCCUUGUGGCCUAUAGUCUCCAUAAAGGUGUUCCAUAUGGAUAUUGUGAGUUGUGUGGUUGGGAACAGGUCCGUGCGUUUAGUUCUAAACUUCCUCGGUGUCCAUAGGUAGUCGGUUAGAGACAUGCCUGUAAAUUGUGUUCUUUCCAUGUCUACCCACUGUAAUGUGCCUGGUGUAGCGUGAAGGAGUAUGCCCGUGGAGAGGAUCGCUGCUCUGUGGUAUUGUCUCAGGUUUGGGAGACCCACUCCUCCAAGUCGUGGAGCGGUCUGGAGAAGUGCUAGGGAUACCCGGGGUCUUUUCCCGCUCCAGAUAUAAGCGCCACAUAAUUUUUGUAGUGCUUUACAAAAUUGGGGCGUGAUCCCUAACGGUAUCAUCCUAAAGAUAUAAAGGAUACGCGGGAGGAUCAUCAUUUUGUACGUGUUAAUUCUUCCCAACCACGAGAUUUUUGCGUGUUUCCAUCUGUUCAUUUCCGCUUUACAUAAUGUAAUUAGAGGUUUGUAGUUUAGUUGUGAAGUGGCAGAAAUUGUGGGUGCUAUCUUUAUUCCCAGGUAUGUGAGAGAGUGUGGUUUCCAGUCGAACUGGUAUGAGGUCUGGAGUGUGUCCAGCAAGGGCUUUGGCAGGUUUAUUGGUAGGGCUUGGGUUUUGUCUUGAUUUAGGCGGUAGUAGGAAAUAUCGCCAAAUUCCUGUAGGAGGUCUAACGGGGGGGGAAGGGAACUUCGUGGGUCUGAUAAUGCUAUAAAUAUGUCGUCGGCAAACAAGGCUAGACUGUACAUUUUGUUGCGGAUAUUGACUCCUAGUAUCUCGGGGUGUGUUCGGAUCUUUUGUGCCAGGGGUUCUAGGGCAAGUAUGUACAGAAGGGGCGACAAGUGGCAUCCCUGGCGGGUGCCAUUUGUGAUGGAGAAUGCAGUAGAGAGGAACCCUCCGUGUGAUACUUUCGCUGCUGAGCGAUGGUAUAGAGCCAUAAUGCUAGUUAUGGUGGAUUCUGGAAAGUUAAAUUGUGCUAAUACUUUAGUCAUAUAGGCCCAAUUUAGGCGAUAGAAGGCCUUCUCCGCGUCCAGGGCGAGGAGGAGGCCUGAUGAUCUGUUGGACUCCAAUGUGGAGAUCAUGUUUAAAAAUUUUCUGGUGUUGUCUGAGCCUUGGCCGCCUCUGAUAAACCCAGAUUGGUCGUUGUGGAUUAUUUUAUGCAGGAGGGGGGCGAGUCAGUUUCUGAGAAGCUUCGCGUAUAGCUUGGCAUCUCCAUUUAGAAGGGAUAUAGGCCGGAAGUUUUUGCAUUGUGUAGGGGGUUUGCCGAGUUUAGGGAGAGUAGAGAUAUGUGCCAAGAGCAUUUCUUCUGGGAGCGCACCUGUUGUAGCGCAUUUGUUGACUAGUUGAAGGAGCAGUGGCGCUAUGGUUGGUGAGAAAGUUUUAUAGUAUUCAUUUGUUAAACCAUCGGGGCCCGGUGAUUUGUGUGCUGGGAGUUGAGAGAUGGCUUUCGUGAGUUCGUCUAGAGAGAAGGGUCUUGUCAGGGGUGCUAGGUCGUUUUCUGUCAGUUUGGGUAGAUCUAAGGCAGCUAGGAAGUCAUCUAUUUUGUCUGGGGUUGGUAUGUGCACAUUGGGGUCUUGGUUGAGGUUAUAUAGUUCGCCGUAGUAUUGAGCGAAUUGGUCUACAAUGUUUUGGGGGUUCGUUACUUUUAUGCCCUUGGGGUUAUUUAGGAAGGCGAUCCUGGAGGCGACAUUCCUUUUUUUCAGUUGUGAUGCCAAUAUUGCACCAGCUUUGUUGCCACUCGUAAAGAAAUUGUUUCAAUUUCCUGAGUAGAUAAGUUGUUUUGGCUAGCUCAAUGUUGUUUAGCUUGUUUUGGAGAGCUAGAAGUUUUGUUUUUGUGGUUGGGUUUGGGUCUCUUUUGUUUGAAUGUGUUAGGGUUCGGAUUUCUUCCAAGAGAUUAGUAUACUCGGCCAUUCUCUGCUUUUUAGCGUAGCUGGCAUGUUUUAUAAAACUGCCUCGUAUGACCGCCUUAUGUGCCAGCCAAAUGUGUUCGAUUGCAGAAUCAGCGGUCGUGUUUUCCGCUAUAUAGUGUUGUAGAUCUUUCGUGAUCUGGGAUAUUAUUGCUGGGUCUGCUAAAAGGGAUUCAUUAAGUCUCCAGGAGCCAGAUCCUUUAUUGGUAAACGCUUCUUUAAUGCUAAGUGUAAUGGGAGCAUGGUCGGACCACGUCAUUACCCCAAUUGUCGCUCCUUCUAUUUGGGCCAUCAAUGUGGUGGGUAUGAGGAAUCUAUCUAUCCGAGAGUAGCUGUUGUGAGCUGCUGUAUAGCAUGUGUGAUCUAUGUCUGUUGGGUGUAAAAUGCGCCAUGGGUCUACCAUGCGAGCUGCGGUCAGUGUGGAGCAUAUUUUUGUUGUUAGUGUAGUUCUGUGUCUGAGUGUGCAACUCUUGAUAUAGGCUGUGGUGGAGGAGUCUAGUCUGCUGUCUAAUAGACAAUUCGUGUCGCCUCCAAUGAUCACCUCCCCAUGUCUAUACAUAUCAGUUAGAGCCAAGAUCAUUUGCAAGAACUCGUUUUGGUUUUCCUUAGGGCUAUAUACAUUGAUCAGAGUAUACGGUGCAUUAUUCAACAUACAUUGUAAAAUUAAAUAUCGACCCUUUUUUGUCACUAAUUUUCCUAACUAAGGAGAAGGCCACAUUUUUGCUGAUCACCGUGGAGACUCCUCUUUUCUUAGCUGAGUAACAUGUAUGGAAAUCGUGAGGAUACCAUUUUGAGGUAAAUUUGGGUCUAGAGUUCCAUUUGAAAUGGGUCUCUUGGAAAAAUGCCACUUGUGCCCCACAUUUUUUCGCCUCUUGCAAGGCUAGCCUCCGCUUAUUGGGGGAGUUGAGCCCUUUGGUGUUUAGGGACAUGAGCUUAAUCACCAUCUAUCCAACGUGUUGGGUGCUGUGGCAGGGGUUUGUGUUUCUUAAUCGAGCUAUUGGUUACCCUAACUCGGCGGCAUCGAAGGAUACCCGUGGGGCUUGUGUGCCUGGGAGAUCUAGGUAUUUUGCAACCGUGUAUAUCAAUUAUGCUGUGCUUGCAGAGUACUCUCAGCGGGGGAGUGGUGUGGAGGAGGAAGGGAAAACAGGGGGAGAAACUAUAUACAACAUUCCGUAAGUCACGGUUUGGUGACAUAUGGUUGCCUAAAGCAACGGAGAAGUUGGGCUACUAGAACCUUGGGGGUGUACCACACUGGGUGUGGUAACUGGAUCCCUAUGUGUAGGGGAUCAACAAUAACUUGGGUCGAGUGUAGUGCCGUCGGGUAUUGCUCACCCGUUGCGGGUAGGCCUGUGGCCUUCUGUUAAACCCUUAUUGGGUAUCUUAGGUAAACUUACAAUAUAACAUACAACAGAACAUUAUAAACCUGUACGUUCAGUUCAUUCAUUGGAGGGCGUGGUGCGGCGCUGGGCCCGGAUCUUUCAGGUCCGUGACUUGUCCGGGUCCAUGCGUGCCUGGGGGGCCCUGUGGAUUCGUGACCAGUCUUUAGACAGCGCCUUUGGCACAUGGGCCGUUGCUUGUUUCUUCCUGGGGCUAGUAGGUGGGAAGGGUAUAUUCCAUUCCUGAAGCGCCUUUUUGCCGUCUUCCGGAGUCAUGAUGGGCUUGUCCACGCCGUUUCUUUUAAUUAGUAGCUUCGUAGGAAAGCCCCACUUGUAGGGGAUAUCCGCGUUUCUCAGUGCUUCUGUGAUCGGUGCGAAGGCUCGGCGUUUGAGCAUGGUCGCUGAGGAGAGAUCAGUGAACAGCUUGAUAUCUUUAUAUAAUUCUGGCCAUUUGUUCAUGGUCCUGGAAGUCUGCAUGAUUCUGUCCUUGACAGUGAAAUGGUGUACUCUCGUGAUCGUGUCUCUCGCAGUGUCUGGUGGGAGAUGUUUAGGCUUCGGCAGUCUGUGGGUCCUGUCCAGGAUCAAGUCGCAUUCAGACAGAGAGGGGAUCAGGGUUUUAAACAGGUCUUUGACGUACCUGGAUAAAUCUUGUUGUGAAAUGGUCUCUGGUAUACCCCUUAUACGGAUAUUAUUUCGUCUGCUCCUGUCUUCUUGGUCGGCCACCUUUUCUUCCAAGGAUUUUAGUUUGCGUUCUAAGUCUGUGUAGGCCUCUGUUAUUGUGUUAUGUGCCUCCACCAGCUCGUCUGCCCUGUCUUCCAGGCGGGUGGUGCGCUCCCCCAUGCUAUGGAUGUCUGCCUUGAUGUCAGCGGUCAUCUGAAGGAGGUCAGCCUUAAAUGAGGUGUGGAGCUCCUGCAUAAUUAGCCUGAUUGAGGCAUUUGUUGCUGGAUUGCUGUGCUCUGACAGGCAGUCUCCUGUAUCAGUGCUGUGGGCAGGCGAGUGCCGUCCGUCGGCGCCAUCUUGGAUUUUCGGCUCCGCGGUUUGUGACCGUUCUAGGUGGGGAUUAAGGGUUUUUUGCUUAAAUUUUUUGGUGGCCAUCAGGGGCGUGUUUACCUGAGGGUGUAGUAGGUUAUUGCUCGUUUUUAGGGGUUUUUCAUGCUGUGGUAGCUGCUUUAUUGCCGCGGGCCGGGAGAGCUCCGUUCUUGCACGUCUGCUCACAUGCGCGGUCAGGACACGCCCCCAGAUUCUUAAAAUCUUAAUAAUUUAUUUGGCAAAAUAUAACACAAAAAAUACAAGCUACAGUAAAAAAUAAUUGAAUCUUCAUGCUAUCAGCGUGAUGUGUUUCAUGCAUUAUGUGCACUUCAUUAAGAGGAAAAACUAUUUUGUAAAGGUGGGUAUCAGAGGCGGUUGCACCUAUGGAUAUGAUAUGCAAAGAAGCCACAUCAAUUUGCACAUUCAGACACUAAAAUACUAAAAACUUAAAGUAAAAUUUCCCAUGUUUAACACAAAGGAAUACAGAUGCUGAGAAAACUGCAGUAUAUCUAAACCGUGAAAAUAGCCAUCACUGAUAUAUACGGUUUGUAAAAGUUGUCAGACACGUUUAUCAGUUUUAUUUUAAGAGCCCUAAAAGAGGUACAUCUGUAGAGGUCUUUGUAAAAUGCAGUAAGACACAUACAGUAAUAGUUUAGGAAUAUUUGCUUACACCCUAAUGCUGGUGUAAGCAAAUAUUACAAGUGUUAACAAGGAAAAUAAAAGCACAAAUUUAUCAGAAAAAAAUGUAUACACUUUAAUAUGUCACAAUUUCUGCAUUAAAUAAAUCUUAACACCAUUUUGUUAUAUGUAUUUUCAGACUUUGGGAUUUUUUUUUAAAGAUGCAAUAAAGAAGUUUUUGGUUACUCAAUGCAUUCUCCUCCCAGUCACGUCUCUACUGUUGUACAUCAUCAAAAUCGGUGGGGAUUACUUCUUCAUCUAUGCGUGGCUCUUCACGCUGGUAGUUUCCCUGGUGAGGUGAUUUCUGCAUCAUUUAAUAUUAACUUACAAAAUGGUGAUAACUGUUUAUUACAGCUGUUCCUCAAUGUUCUUAUUGCAGGUACUUGUUACAAUAUAUGCAGAUUAUAUUGCUCCGUUAUUUGACAAAUUUAUACCCUUACCAGAGGGCGAGUUGAAAGAAUCAAUUGAAGCUAUGGCAAAAAGUAUUGACUUCCCUUUGACCAAAGUGUAUGUAGUUGAAGGUAAAUAUCUGUAUUUAUUUUUAGUCAUUAGUGGUUUGGUGGUAUACCAGUGGUUCUCACUGCUUUUAAAUUGUCUCUCCCUUUUACUUUUGAGGUCAGGGUGGUACAGGGUCAAUAGUGAUUGCAGGUUCAUCAUGGCUCUUAUCUCACCUUUUGUGUUACAGCUGUUGUGGGCAAACUGUCAUAUCUACAUGUGCACUAUGUCUUAAAGUGCAUUCAUGUAGGUAGAUGGAUAAAGUACAACACUGAAUCGCACCUCUCCCAUUUCCUUAUUAGAUUUCAAACUGUCAUGUAUUGACCCUUGUGAUCCCCUUUUGUUGUGCCAGUUUAGUAAUAGCUUGGCAUGUGUAAGUUCUAGAUUUUAUAAAAAAAAAUAUAAAAAGUAUCCAUGUGUUUGUAGCAGCAUUGGUGCAUUUACUUCAAUUGGAACUGACAUUUUGUUGGCUUGGGAAAUGUACAGAGCUAUUUUACAUGUACAUACAUUUUAUAUCAACACACACAUAUGCUGUGGUUUCAUUAAUCCUGCUUCCCUCCCCCUUACUGCACACCAUAUCCAACUAUGAAGAUGGAGAGGACAAGGGCAGUCAGUACUGCCUCUAGUGUCUAUAGGGCUAGUAGCAGUCUCCAUGUGAUGGCCAAAGCUACAUCUCACCUUACUGUUCACCCUAUUUUUUUUUUUUAAUCUGUGUCUAUGUAUUAAAGUACUGUAGUUGACUUUUUUUUAAUUUUUUCAUCCUAAGGCUCAAAGCGUUCCUCUCACAGCAAUGCUUAUUUUUAUGGAUUUUUCAAAAAUAAACGGAUUGUUUUGUUUGAUACUCUUCUUGAGGAUUACUCACCACUAAACAAAGAAUCGGCUGAAGAUGCAGGAGAGCAUGAUAAUACUGAUGUGAAAUUCAAACCCAAGGUGAGCUUUGAAAAUAUCAUCCUGAAAUAUGUUAAGUUUGUCUGCAGUGUCUCCUUAAUGUCAUACACUACUUGGUAAAAUUCAGAAUAUACUCAGAGUUGUUAACUAAAUGGGAGGAAUUAACAAAGUAACAUUCUCUAACUCUGCAUUUUUUUUAUUUAUUUUUUUAAAGGACCACUCUAGGUACCCAGACCACUUCAGCUUAAUGAAGUGGUCUUGGUGCCUGGUCCUUCUAGGGUUAACCCAUUUUUUCAUAAACAUAGCAGUUUCAGAGAAACUGCUAUGUUUAUGAAUGGGUUAAGCCUUCCCCUAUUUCCUCUAGCGGCUGUCUCAUUGACAGCCGCUAGAGGCGCUUGCGUGCUUCUCACUGUGAUUUUCACAGUGAGAGCACGCCAGCGUCCAUAGGAAAGCAUUAUGAAUGCUUUCCUAUGUGACCGGCUGAAUGCGCGCGCAGCUCUUGCCGCGCGUGCGCAUUCAGCCGACAGGGAGGAGAAGAGGAGGAUCGGAGGAGGAGAGCUCUCCGCCCAGUGCUGGAAAAAGGUAAGUUUUUACCCUUUCCCCCUUCCAGAGCCGGGCGGGAGUGGGACCUUGAGGGUGGGGGCACCCUCAGGGCACUAUAGUGCCAGGAAAACGAGUAUGUUUUCCUGGCACUAUAGUGGUCCUUUAAGCAUGGUUUAAAUGUGCACUUCCCAGUUUCGAGAUUAACCUAGGCAGAUGAACUUAUGACCUAAUUGUUAGCUGCAAAUUCUUAACUACUUAAACAGGUGAAAAAAUGGCACUCUAAAAAACUAUUUUAAAAGGAUGUAUACCUAAAAGUCAAUAGCAGCACCUUAAGUGUUAUGCACAAUAAAAUCAAACUUGUAACUUUAAACAAUACAAACAAAGUGCGCUGUGUCUUUAAGAUCACAAAAUUUAGUGCAAAUUCAAACACUUAUCUUGUGCAAAAAUUUUAUAUAUACAUAAAGUGCACAAAAUGCCAUUUUUGACACUAUCUUUGUGCUUGUGCUACAUUAAUAAAGUGUAAAGUGCAGUGGGAAAGAUGUGCAAAAAGAAUUGUAAACACGCUUCAAAACUUACAAAUAAUAACUUUCCGCAAACCCACGCAGAGGGAUUCCACAAAAUGUAGGUUGGAUAGCCAUACAUUAACCUAAAAUAGAGAGAGAGAGAGAGAUAAUUAAUACAUAUUUCGAGGAGUAUCCACUCACAAAUAUAGAGCAGAUGAGUCUGCUCUAACUGGCUCCAAUAUGUUCCCAAAGGAAUGCAGGCAAACAUCAGGCUGUAGUAGAUAUAGAAAACAUGGAAUUUUUGAAAUUUGGAAUAAAAAUAAUUUCUACAUCUAGAGUCACUAGAGUACAAAUUGACAAAAAUUAAACGUUAAAGAGACACUCUAAAUACCAAAUGAAUGAAACGUGCGCUGAAGGAUGAAGGCGAUUGCAGCACGCAAACCUAAUAAUAUUACUGAACUGGAGGUCGGUACUUAUGAACAAUGGGCUAAGAUUCCUCAGGACCGCUGCCACAAGCUGGUGUCUGGCUAUGCAUCUUGUUUGCAGUAGGUCAUAACCGGUUGCUCUACUAAGUACUAGAGAUGCUUGCCAUGAAGGGGUUGAAUACUUUUGAGCCUGAAGAAGUAAUUAUUAGUUGCAAUUUCAGUUGAAUUUGAGAAACCACUUGCAGCAUUUAUUGUGUUGAGCUAUUACAAUGGCUUCUGUUCAAUUUGUGCCUUGCAAAUAGCUGAAAGUCUGUAAAUUGUUUGACAAUAAAACUUAUUUAUUAUUUAUGGGGGUUGAAUACAUUUGGUUACAACUGUAUCUUCCAUAAAAUGUGUUUAAAGCUGAUCUCACACAUUCUGGGCCUCUGCAUAUUUAGCAAAACCCCUGAUGGUGACAUCGCCGCUUGCUGUGUGGUGCCUCAGGAGUGCUUCGAAAAGUAUGUUUUGCGUAACUGAGGAUCCUUCUUCAUUGGAUCCUCUGAAGCUCCUGUAGCUUAAUCUGUUAGGAGUCCACAUUAUUAUUAUUGCAACUUAUAUAGCGGCAACAGAUUCUGUAAUAUUAUGAGGGGGGAUUUAACUAUAAAUAGGACAAUUACAAGAAAACUUACAGAAAACGAUAGGUUGAUGAGGACCCAGUUCAAACAAGCUUAGACUAUCGGAGGUGGGGUAUAAAACACAAUAGGACAGGAAAUAGCAAUCAAAUAAGGUGGGAGUGAAGCAGAGCUGGAGGAGAGAGAGAGAGAGAGAGAGAGACACAGGUAGAGGUUACUCUGAGAGGUCAUAAGCUUUCCUAAAGAGUUGGGUUUUAAGGCACUUUUUAAACGAUUGCAAACUAGGGGACAGUCUGAUGGAGGUAAGCAGGCUCUUCCAUAAGAAGGGAGCCACCUGCGAGAAGUCCUGCAAGUGGGAGUUGGCCGUACGGGUGCGAGCAGCGGCCAGGAGGUGGUCACGGGCAGAGGGGAGGGAACAAGGAGGGGCAUAUCUAUGGAUCUGUGAGAUAUAAGAGGGGCUAGAAUGGUGCAGUGCUUUAUAGGUAUGGGUAAGCACUUUGAAUUGACUCCUAUAGGAUACAGGAAGCCAAUGUAAGAACCGACAGAGGUGUGAGAGGAGAUUAGGAGAGUGUUACAAUAAUCCAUGCAGGAAAUUACUAGAGCAUGGACAAGCUCCUUGGUAGCAUCUUGUAUAAGAAAUGGGCAGUUUUUAAGAUGGAAUCUACAGGAUUUUGCAACAUACAUAAUAAAGUAUGACACCAAGACAGCGCGCUCGCAAGGAUGGACUUAUGUGGAUACCACUGACUUGAAGGGAGAGUGAAAGAGGAAGAUCAGUAUUAGGAGGGGGAAAGACAAGAAGCUCAGUUUUAGAGAGAUUGGGUUUCAGAAAGUGGGAGGACAUCCAGUCAGAGAUGGAAGAAAGGCAAGCAGUGACACGUUGCAGGACGGCAGGGGAGAGGUCCAGAGAGGAGAGGUGGUAGUGGAAUCCAAAAGAGGCAAUAAGUUUGCCAAGAUAGGCAGUAUAAAGAGAAAAUAGAAGGGGACUAAGAACAGAGCCUUGGGGGACUCCAACCGAAACAGGAGGAGGUAUUAUUAGAAAAGGACACUGAAUGAGCGUUGGGAGAGAUAAUAGGAAAGCCAUGAGAGGACAGUCAGAUACCUAGUAUGACUGUUUGGCGAGUGCAAGGGCUGCCUUGUAUGAAUCUAUAAUGGAGAAAGUCUGAGUGGGUGCGAGACUUCCUCCAGGAGCGUUCAGCACAACUGGAGCAUCUUUGCAGAUAGUAUGUUGAUUUAGUAUGCCACGGUUGGGGACGUGUCCUCCUCGAGGUGCAUGUUUGGAGCGGGGCUGCAGCAUUCAAGGCAGAGGUGAGGGUAGUGUUAUAUGUGGACAUGGCCAGUGAGGGACAGGAGAGGGAAGUGAUGGAUAGCAGUUUUGAAUCGAUAUCAACUGACCGCUGCUGGAAGUCAAUAAAAUUAAGUUUCCUCCUGAGUUGAGGGGGGGGGUUAGGCUGAGGUUGUUGGGUGAGGGGGUACUCCAUAGACAAUGCCUUUUUCUCCACAGCUUUCACAAAAAAAAAAGCUUAACAGCAGUUGCAUUGCUGUUUUGUCAAUAGUAGGAAAAAGAAAUGUAGUCCAUACUUUAUCUUAUAUCUUUUGACUCCAUUGGAAUUUCAGUGAAACUGCAGGUUUUAUUUAUUUUUUCAUUUACAUCAAGCUCUAACAUACCCAAUACAGAAAGUGCAAUAAAUAAUACAAAUGUUUUACUUGAGUACAGAAACCAAAAUAGUUUGUGAAAGUGUUAAUAGAAAAUAAUUUCCUUUUGUUAUUUAAGUAGGAGCAUAGUGUUAUUUUUAAAGAUGGGAGAACCUUAGGUUUGCUAAAUAUACAUACAGAUAUGUAAAUGUGUAAUCAUAACAUAUUUGCUUGUGACCCUUCAAACAUCCUAAAUAUUCCUUAACAAUUUGUGUCUCCUUAGAAUGUGAACAAGAAGCAAGGAUGUAAUAACCAGGAAGUUCUUGCUGUUCUGGGCCAUGAGCUGGGCCACUGGAAGCUGGGACACACUGUAAAGAAUAUAGUGAUCAGCCAGGUGAGGCAUGCUUUCUCUCAUCACAUUUAUUUACAGCGUUGUGCUCCUGUUGAUUCAAAUUACACUUUUUGAAACACUGUGCAGCUUUUCAGACUGCACAUUCCAAAUGACAUAUUGGGUAUGUAGUGACUUGGUAAUUUAUGCAUGAAUGUAUGUAUGUAUUUAUUAAGUGUUCUUGCAUAGCAAGACCACUUAAUGUUAUCUCACAUAUAUAUUGUGUUCUUGCAUAGCAAGACCACUAAUUGUUAUCUCACAUAUAUAUUCUUAUUCUUAUUAUUAUAGCCAAAUUUGCCACCCUAACUCCUCCCACAGUUUUUACACUACAUAGACAAAAAUUUACCAAAACGUGCAGAUUGCUCCCGAUCGAAUUGCUAUUACUUUGUGGAACGUUUCGCCGAAUGGUUCACGGAAUAUCAUCGUUCUUGUGGCGAAAUUGGUCCCAUAGGAAUGAAUGGCAAAAUGUUCAAAACUAGAGUGGGAGCUGGCAAAAGCUGAAAAAUCAGGACAUGAUUUCUAACUGUUACCACUCCCUCAUUUUCAAGCCCACCUACACAAAUCUUAUAUCAAAACGUUCAGCUAUCCCUGCUGCCACUAUAAAUGUCCAUGGCUAAGCCAUAGUCCUUAUAGUUUUCACAAUAUGACCAUUUGUUUGCAACUUAUGCCGUCCAUUGACAUUCAUUGAAUCUUCACUCUAGCCAGCUCAAACUUGAAGGGCAAUUUCUAAACUGUGACUGUGCCUUCAUUUUCUAAUACUUCAGACACAUGCUAUGCAUCACAAUGUAGGUCUGGGUCUUGUGAUUCUCACAAUAUAAAGCUCUUCGCUGUAGGAUGUAUGGUUUUUAAAAUACGACCGUUUGAAAAUGGCAACCGCCAAAAUACUCUGACCUGUCAAGGCUGCAGCAGCAAGUGAUGUCAUAGACAGGGCCUUUUGAACACCUGCUAAUGUUUUUAUAAAUGUAUGGUUUAAUGUAACUGUGCAACAACCUUGCAAUUAAAUGUGCUAUAUAAAUGAUAACAGUUACUCCACCCACUCCAGUUGUAGACUACUGGUGGAGGCAAGAACACUUCACACAAUUUUCCCAGAAAUUGUAGCUUUUCUAGUUUAGAUUUGUGUGUGUGUGUGUGUGUAUAUGUCCAACUUGAUAUGUAGGUGAUGCACAGCAGUCACUUUCUAUUUGCACUGUGGGGUAUUUGACCUCUAGCUAUUGACUAGAUGGGUAAAUUUUAACAUGGGCACUUCACUGCACUCUGUGAUACACGUUUGUGUUAUGAUGUAAGUUUUUAAUUUCAUUUUGUUCCUCUAUGCCUGUUUGGUAAGUUUAACAGGGAGAGAGGCUUUCUCUACUUUAUUUGAUUAUUAGCAGUGAUUCCCAACCCAGUCCUCAAGGCAAACCUACCAGUCCAGGAUUUAGGGAUUACAUAGUAGUGGCUAAGGUGUUUUUAGAAAAAACACCUUAGACGCAACUGGGUCACCCCUAAAUCCUGGACUGGUAGGUGUGCCUUGAGGACUGGGUUGGGAAACACUGCUCUAGACCAGGCUUCCCUAAACUCCGGCCCUCCAACUUCAAUGAUUCUCAGCCUAUUUCAGUCAGAAUCAUGGGAGUUGUAAUUCAGCAACAACUCCCAUGAUUCUGACUGAAAUAGGCUGAGAAUCAUUGAAGUUGGAGGGCCGGAGUUUGGGGAAGCCUGCUCUAGACCGUAACCUUUCUCCCUUUAGCAUUUUUACUGGUGCUCUGGAAUCUAUAAGGCAUUAUAAGGCCAGGACUCUCUGUAUAUUGCAGAUUUAGGUGUUUAGCAACUUCAUCUCCUCACUUACUUGGGCAUGGGAGUUUCUGAUUUAUGAUUUACGUUUUUUUUUUUUUUUUAUGCCUAUCUAGUAAGUCUCACAAGGAGAGAGGCUUUCUUUAUUUUACUUUAUCAGUCUGUCUACUUUGGAUUAUUAGGGCUGUCAAUCUUUUGAACAGUGACCUUUCUCCCUUUACCACUUUUUCUGGUGCUUAGGUACUAAGGGGAGAUUUACUAACCUCCAUGUGUUAAAGGGCCAGGACUAAUUAAUAAAGCCCAUAUGAAUAUUGCAGACUUGGGUGUUUAGUAACUUUAUCUCCUCACUUACUUAGGCAUUGGAGUAGCCUUAUAAGCCUAGUUCGGUAUUUAUUAUUAUUAUUUGGAGUCACAGUUUAUUUCUGUGUGACACUUUGUAACUUUAGAUAUUAAGUGGUCUCCUUCUGGUUACAUUGUUCCAUACCACUGGAUGCUUUAUAUUCAUAGUUUGUGAACUUUUUGCUUCUUUUUUUUUCUAUAUCUUAAGAGCUUGCAAAAUAUAUCGUUCUUUUGACAAGUGGGAACUAGUAAUGCUUUCAAAUUCCACAUCCUUUCUAGCUGUUCUUUUAGUCCUUGGUACAUGUCCAACUUUAUCAGGCUCCUUCUGCUUGAUGUUCUGGUCAUCCUUCACCACUGCAGUCUUCUGUUCCUUGUCUACUACCACAUCAGGUUGGUUGGCAAGUACUUGUUCCUGUCUAGAUCUUAGCCCUGUCAUUCUCAACUACCUUUUGUGCCACCUCCUAUUUUGACUUAGGCAGGUCCAGCCCAUAUUCUAUUCAGGUGUUUCAAUACACAAUCCCAGCAAUUUGGUUGUGCCUCUCAGUGCAUGCUGUCCCUGCGAGCAACUUGCACCUGCCUACUAUGUACUGGAUUGUCUGAGGCAUUGUUGCACAGUAUGCACCUUAGGUCUUGACUGGUGUGGGAGACUGCCACUUCUGUUGACCUAUUACCCUAGUGCCUCUUUUGGUGUUGCCUGGAUUAGUGCCUCAGGACUAUCUUUAAUAUUCUUGCUUUUUCGAAACACUGUCAGGGUAGAUCAAUGGAGAGGUUUGUCUUGCCAUUGCACCUCCUCCUUUUCUGCAUCCUUUAUCUCAGGUAUUCUCUUAGCAGUAUGUAUUUUUGAAGUCAUCUUUGUGAUGUACUUGUGGAUGCUCUUUCAUCCAGGACUGUGGUCUGGCACUCAUCAGCUCAUGCCUUUUUAUUUCUGAAAUCUUCCAUUCAUCAUGAGUAGUUUCUGGGUUGUGAUAUCCCUGGUGUUCAACUCUUCUCUUGGCCAUGUUAUUAAUCCUGCUGGCUACCUGAUGACUGGUACGGUGUAUGUGUUAAUGGUGUGGACAUUGAGGCUUCAUGACCUGUCUGACUCUGAGGGUACUUGGAUGUUGCUGUCUUCCUAACCACAAACCUUUGGCAACCAUGAGAAAGAGGCAUCUCCAGGUACUUGUUCUGUGUCACCUAUUUGGUCCUAUUGCACUUCAACUCAUUUAGUCCUUAUCAGCUCUCCUCAUUUUGCUAUCAUCCGUACACAUUUAUCUAGUCCGAAUGACAUUCGGAUGUCCCGGCUGUAUAUCCGAGUUAGAUGGAUUAGUGAUUUAAUGUCCCACUCACUCUUGGAAUACAGCUUGAUGUCUGCUUUUUAUUUGGAAAAUUUAACUUUUCUUUCGAUGAGCAGCCAUAUUGGGUUUUUUAUUUGACCUACUGCUACUCAGCUUGCCUGUUGCUACAGUUUCACAUAGAAUAAUCAGAGCUGCAGGCAAGUCAGGUUGAGCAACAGUUUGGAAGAACACAGUAGUCUGACCCAACAUAAGUGACCAUUUCACAAAUGUAAUAUUUAAAAAAAUAAAAAAAAUAAAAAAUAUGAAGAGUGAAAAUGUUGUCCUUUUUAAUUGUCAUCUGUGAUGCUAUAACAAUUGUAUUCACUUAUUAAGCAUAAUCUAAUUCAAUUUGUACAAAGUUAAGACAUGAAGCCAUAUUCUUUUUGUUUUAUAUCUAACUUGUUCUGCAACAAAUGUCACAAUUAACUUUUUUUUUUGCACCUGCAAAGUCACUUAAAAAAAAAAGUGACUGCUAAAUGCAGUCUCAACAAAUUAAAAAAAAAAAUAUAUAUAUUAAAGAACCACUCCACACCCAUGAAGUACUUCAGCUUGCUGAAGUCGUGUUUUUUUUUUUUUUUUGUUUUGUUUUUAAUAGGUGAGGAGUGUCCUCUAUUUACCAAAUUACCCACGUGCUGUUGAAAUUAGAACUUUUCUAAAUAGUCUAUGCAACACCCAGGGAGGCUUACUCUUUUUGUGGACACAAGGUGGCGCUCAAGUACCCGUGCUCACAGAUUCAGAAGCCUCUAAAUGGCUCUUUCCUCUAGAAGAGGUUAUUGAUGUCUUCCAUUGAAAAAGAGGAUUGCAGAGGCUCCUGUUCAUAAAUAGAGCUUGCAAAAGAUGCAGUUCUUAAGAAUACAUUCACAUUUAACUUACCUCCACAGUACCUUCAUGUUGCAGCAACUUUUUGCAUUUAGACACGUACUGGAGAAAUAAGGAAUGUGUGCUUUAGAGCUUGGUGUAUUCUCCAACAGUGUUGCAUAUGCUGUGCAUACAUCACUGCAAGUAUUAACAAAUGUUAGCGAACAGAAAUGGAAUUCUAAUUUAAAAAAAAAAAAAAGCUAUAGCCUACUCCUAGCAACUAUUAGGUUGUACUUAAAGGGACAUUUCCUCUUUAAAGGGACACUAUAAUCACGAGAACAACUACAGCUUAUUGUAUUUGUUCUGGUGAGCAGAAUCAUUACCUUCAGGCCUUUUGCUGUAAACAUGGUCUUUUCAGAGAAAAUGCAGUGUUUACAUUACAGCCUAGUGAUAACUUCACUGGCCACUCCUUAGAUGGCUGUUAGAGAUCCUUCCUGGGUCAUGGCUGCCUAAAAUGCAUCCAAACAUUCAGUAUCCCUUUUCAUGCAGACACUGAACUUACCUCAUAGAGAUUCAUUGAUUCAAUUCAUCUCUAUGAUGAGAUGCUGAUUGGCCGGGGCUAUGUUUGAAUUGUGCUGGCUCUGCCCCUGAUCUGCCUCUGUCAGUCUCAGCCAAUCCUAUGGGGAAGCAUUGUGAUUGGUUCAGGCUACCACUUCUGCUGAUGUCAGCAGGCAGUGGGCAGGUCUAAAGGAAACUGGGACAAAGUAUGCAGGUGCAGACUUGAAUACAAAGUAAGUUUUACUAUUUUUAGAGAGUCAUGAGGGUGGCUAGAUGGUGGUUUUAACCGUAUAGGGUCAGGAAUACAUGUUUGUGCUUCUCUAAGAAUUUUAUAUAAAAAAAAAAAUUUGUGAUCCUACUGCAAAAUGUCCUACUUAUCAUAUUAUGGCAGGGCUGUAUAGAGCUGCAGUUUUAAAUAUGAAUGACAACUCAUGCUGGAGUAGUAUUGUAAGGAGGACAAGAUUGUGACGAAGGCAAACAAAAAACGAGUAACAUAGAAGCUAUGUUUUUGCUAUACUUGUACUUAAUAUGCGAUGCUUUGACACUCCGCAAUAAACUUAUUUUGCUCCUCCAGGUGAAUUCAUUCCUGUGUUUUUUCCUAUUUGCCAUACUGAUUGGCCGUAAGGAACUUUUUGCUGCUUUUGGAUUUUACAAUUCACAACCCAUCCUGAUUGGUCUGAUGAUUAUUUUCCAGUUUAUUUUCUCUCCUUAUAAUGAGGUAUUUAUCACGUCUGCAUGUCUUAAAUUGAAAGUUUUUGUGUUCAGUUUCAUGUUUUAAAUUCAUGCACAGAAAUUAAAACUAUCUUUAACCCAGGGGAAGUGUGGGCAGGUUCUGUCGCUGCUUAUGUGUUUGAGGUGCAAGCCAGGUCUCUUCUCGAAAAAAAGGAAAAUGCCUUAAACCACAUAGAUAAAAGGAGGGGUGGGGGGGGGAAUGCUUUUUAACAUCAUGACUGGGACAUGCAAGCAGAGAUCUAUAGUUUCAUACUAUGCAAUAGUCCUAAACACAAGCAACCUGUGAAUAUAAUGGAAGAAAUUUAACUGUGAUACUGUAAAAAAAAAAAUUAAUUUCUUUUUAAUCAUGUAUGGUUAUUUUCUUGCAGGUGCUCUCAUUUUGUCUCACAGUAUUAAGCCGAAGAUUUGAAUUCCAAGCUGAUGCGUUUGCCAAGAAUCUUGGCAAGGCAAAAGACUUGUAUGCUGCACUAAUUAAGCUAAAUAAAGAUAAUUUAGGAUUUCCAGUGUCUGACUGGAUAUUUUCAAUGUGGCAUUAUUCCCACCCUCCUUUAUUGGAAAGAUUGCAAGCUUUAAAAAGUGAGAAGAAAGACUGACAGUGAAUUGUCAUUGAAAAGCUUUAAUAUUAAAAUACAUUGUGGGAGUUUUUCUUUUGAUUGAUUCAUUAUGUUCUUGUUUAAAAUCUAAAUUUGCAUCUGCCUGAGUGACAUACUAUGGAAACAUUUUAAUAACCUGCAAGGCAAUGUAUAAAAUAAUUGUACAUUACAUUUUUGUAAAAAAAAAAAAAAAAAAUGAAAAAAAGUAUGUUGAUGGAUUUUAAUUGAAUGUUUACAAAACUAUACUUUACUUUGCGUUUAAAUUGAAUUCUAGUAAUACACGUUAACAUUUUGCAAAUAGUUGAGCAGUGGUUAUUCUUGUGCCAAUAAACAAGAAUAAUUUUAUUGUAAUAUGAAACAAAUGCCUUUCUUUCUUUUCUUCUUUUUUUUUUUUUUGUGAUUUAGAUUUCAAACCAGUGUACACAAAUGUAAAUGAAAAAUGUACAAGUAAAAAAAAAAUGGGUAUUUUUUUUUUCUUUUUUCAAAUUUGUAUUUCACUUUUUUUUUUUGUGUACAUCAUUUUCUCUGUGAAUAAACUGAUCUGAG